Molecule: messenger RNA, 735 nt
Organism: Adineta ricciae
Lineage: Eukaryota; Metazoa; Rotifera; Eurotatoria; Adinetida; Adinetidae
Source: the annotation of a GenBank genome assembly
AUGAUUUCUGCUGCCAUUGUUUUUCUCAUUACCUUCGCCGGUGUUUAUUCACAAACGACUCUUACUCUUCCACCGUUACCAUACGCAUACAAUGCACUUGAACCUGUUCUUUCCGAGAAAUUGAUGCAUUUGCAUCAUGACAAGCAUUUUUUUGCUUAUACCAACAAGACCAACAUGGUGCUUAGACUUCUGUGCAAUGAAACCAAAGACGGCGAUAAAUUAAAGGAAAUCGGAAAUCUUCCAAUCGAAAUCAUUCUUACACGAUUAGGUGAAUUACCUGAAACUUAUGCUCUUUCGUUACGACACAAUGGUGGUGGUUAUAUCAAUCACAAGUUAUUUUUUUCGCUAUUGAAAGCACCAACUGCCACAGCUGCAGAAAACAAACCAACCGGAGUGUUUCUUGAAGCUUUAGAAAAAAGUUUCGGUUCCUUCGAUAAAUUCCGUGAAUUGUUCUCGGCUGCAUCAGUCAACCUCUUCGGCUCCGGUUGGGUCUGGCUCUACAUUGAUGCACGUACGAAGACGCUCGUCUUGAACUUUACCGCCAACCAAGAUAAUCCAAUCAUGUUCGACAAGAACCAUUUCGUCAUCAUGGGAAUUGAUCUCUGGGAACAUGCUUAUUAUCCAGUUUACGAAAAUCGUCGGGCUGAAUACGUCGAAAACUUCUGGCGUCUUGUCAACUGGCCUGUAGUUAGUCAACGUUACAUCGAAAGUCAAACGAAACGCAGCGAUUUAUAG